Molecule: messenger RNA, 1560 nt
Organism: Telopea speciosissima
Lineage: Eukaryota; Viridiplantae; Streptophyta; Magnoliopsida; Proteales; Proteaceae
Product: MLO-like protein 1
Exons: 14
Coding region: 17-1537 (506 amino acids)
Biological process (GO): defense response
Cellular component (GO): membrane
Source: RefSeq, a predicted model, not a curated record
CGAAGGCCGUGAAACAAUGGCAGUAACGGAACUAACGUUGGAGCACACGCCAACAUGGGUUGUAGCCGUCGUCUGCAGCGUUAUCGUCGCCAUUUCUCUCGCCGUUGAAAGGAUCCUUCAUUAUACUGGAAAGUAUUUGAAGAAGAAGAAUCAGAAGCCGCUCUUUGAAGCUUUGCAAAAAGUUAAAGAAGAAUUGAUGCUUUUGGGGUUCAUUUCCCUUCUUCUAACCGUAUUCCAAGUUCGGAUAGCUAAAAUUUGUAUGCCCCCGAGUUGGGCUAAUCACAUGCUUCCUUGUGAAAAGGAAAGUACUGAUAGUACCUCUGGAGAAACCACGUCCCAUUAUCAAAGCUCCUUCUCUUCUUUCGUUUUGGGGAGUGGGAGACGGCUCCUCGCCUCGUCAACUGAUGCGGGCUAUUGCCAAAAGAAGGGGAAGGUACCACUUUUAUCUACUGAAGCAUUACAUCAUCUGCAUAUAUUUAUCUUUGUGCUAGCAAUUGUCCAUGUGACUUUCUGUGUCCUUACCAUUCUUUUUGGAGGAGCCAAGAUACGUCAAUGGAAGCGCUGGGAGGAUUCUAUUCGGAAAGAGAAAUAUGAUGCAGAUCAGGUUUUGAAACCAAAGUUCACUCAUGUCCAUCAACAUGCUUUUAUCAGAGACCAUUUCCUGGGUGUAGGAAACUUGGCAGUGCUAGGUUGGCUGCAUGCUUUCGUCAAGCAAUUUUAUGGAUCUGUGACCAAAUCAGAUUAUAUGACACUAAGGCUGGGUUUCAUUAGUACUCAUUGCAAGGGAAACCCAAAGUUUAAUUUUCACAAGUACAUGAUACGUUGCCUUGAAGCUGAUUUUAAGAAAGUAGUCGGUAUAAGUUGGUACCUUUGGAUUUUUGUGGUCAUUUUCUUGUUGGUCAAUGUUAAUGGUUGGCAUAUGUAUUUUUGGAUAGCGUUUAUUCCUUUCAUUCUCCUACUUGCUGUGGGUGCUAAGCUGGAGCAUGUAAUUACUCAGUUGGCCCAUGAAGUUGCGGAGAAACAUGCAGCCAUUGAAGGGGAUUUGGUAGUUCAACCUAAAGAUUCUCACUUCUGGUUCAGUCGACCUCGAAUUGUCCUGUUCCUAAUCCACAUUAUCCUCUUCCAAAAUUCUUUUGAACUUGCAUUCUUCUUCUGGAUAUGGGUUCAAUAUGGCUUUGACUCCUGCAUCAUGGGACAAGUUGGUUACAUUAUCCCAAGGCUCGUCAUCGGUGUUAUCAUUCAGGUGCUCUGCAGUUACAGUACCCUGCCGCUUUAUGCCAUUGUCACACAGAUGGGUAGUUCGUUUAACAAAGCUAUAUUUGAUGAUCAUAUACAAGAGGGCCUAGUUGGCUGGGCUCAGAAGGCAAGAAAGAACAAGGGGUCAAGACCUCCUGCUAAUGGUUCCAGCCAUGUGAAUUCCAAAGACGGUUCAAAGGAAGGACUUCAGUUGGGGAAGGUGACACAAAAAGAAUCUGCAAUGGAAGAGGGGAGAGCUCAGGUAGUUGAGCCUUCAUCAACUGCAGGUAAACCAAACUGAAGAGCUCCGCGAACGGCAAAUAG